CACUAAAUGUUUCAGAAAUGAGGCAAGCAGAAAAGCUUAACAUUUCUCUUUCUGUGUCAGAAGCUUGAGGACUGAUAUAAAUGGCAGUAAGACUGGAUCUUCUCACUUGAAGAAUCCUUAGUGAGUUUUUGUUUCAGUUGACCUGUAUGUUCAUUUUUCUGUCGUAGUUUAAAUGUAGCUCUCCCCCAAAAUAAAACCAAACCCAUGCCUUUCUAACAGGGAUAUUUAUGUAACAGAACUAUAUUUUUACAGAUUAUGCAUAAGAUUAUGCAUAUGAAAACUUAGCUGAGGGUCGAUGUUUUAAAAUUAUCCUGCAGCAAAGUUUCUCUUGCAGAGAAUCUAUGCAAGCUCCACUGAUUUGAAUUGUGUUGGAAACCUGAAAUUGAAAAGAAGAAACUCAUAAAAUGUUUUUAAGCCAAGUGUUCAUGAUAUGAUCCAGCUGGCUUAUAGGGAUCAACAACCCCCUUGUGAAUAAUGGUUAAAAACGGAUCCCACCUGGACGUUGAAACGCUGGCAAUGCUCCAGAAUAAAGCUAUCUCCAUCACCCUCCCAGUUGUGUAUACACUCGUGGCUAUGAUCAGUAUCCCUGGCAACUUGUUCUCCCUUUGGGUGCUCUGCUGGCACAUCAAACCCAAAACACCUUCUGUUAUCUUCAUGAUCAACCUAAGCAUCACGGAUCUCAUGCUGGCCAGCUGCUUUCCCUUCCAGAUUUCUUAUCACAUCCAAAACAAUCACUGGAGCUUUGGCAAGACUCUUUGCAGCCUUGUGACCGUGAUGUUCUACUCCAACAUGUAUUCUUCCAUACUGACCAUGACCUGUAUCAGCAUCGAGCGGUACAUGGGUGUGGUAUAUCCCAUGAAGUUGAUCAAGUGGAGAAGAAAAAGAUAUGCCCUGGCUGCCUGCCUAGGUAUGUGGUUUUUCUUGCUACUAGCCUUCUACCCACUAGAAAGCACAGAUCUGACCUACGAAGUGAAAGAAUUGGGGAUUAUAACCUGUUUUGAUGUCCUCAAAUGGGAUAUGCUGCCCAACUUCGCAGCCUGGGUAGCCUUUCUCCUCACGUUAUUUGUCGUGCUUUUCCUGAUCCCUUUUGUUGUAACAGUUGGAUGCUAUAUAGGCACCAUUCGGAAGCUUAUUCAGACAUCAAACAGAUACGGUAACAAGCAGAAGACUAGAUCCAUAUACUUGGCGAUGAUAGUCCUUCUGGUAUUCAUCACUUGCUUCGCCCCCAAUAACUUUAUCCUGCUUGUGCAUAUGAUCAUCCGCCUAUUUUAUGACAGGAGUUUGUACCCUGCCUACAAGCUCACCUUGUGCCUCAGUUGCCUCAACAACUGCAUAGAUCCCUUCAUUUAUUAUUUUGCAUCCAAAGAAUUUUACCAGAAAUUCAUGCAAGUCUUUCGCCCUAAGGUAAUUCUCAGCGACAGUUUGGAAAACAGAAGGGAAAGCUUAUUCUCUGGCAGGACCAUGUCAGCCAGGUCGAUGUCAAGCGGACCUAUGGAUGGGUUAGAGGGAGUAAAGGUCUAUUUGCAAAGGCAAGAAAGUGUUUUUUAGCCUUAGCCAUCCCCAGAAGAAAGGCACCUGUGAGAUCCAUGAGUAGACACAGAAAACAUUUCUUUUUGAAUGGCUAUCCCUGAAAUCCCUUGCUCCAGUGACAGAACUCAAGCCAUACUUAUAUUGCAUCUCCUAUUUCAGUAUUUUCUGGCCAUAAAUGGAAGUGUUAAAGGAACUGAGUUUAUUCAAGAAGGCACUGAAGCAAACCCAACAUUGAUAAUUAUGAGUUGGCCUGGAAUUAGUCCUACUUUAUGAAAGCAAGGGAUAAGUUUAGAACAAAAAUUUCUUUCAGCUUGUAUGAUCUCAGUGUUUAACCAAAGGCUUGUGAUUGUCUGUUAAUGUGAAAUAUUACUGUAUAUGAAUUAGAGCAUACACUGAAGUUGGAUUUGGGGUAGGGGGGGUAUUUUUCUAAGCAAUAUGUGCUGCGUUUUUUGUUUGUUGUCUUUUUUUUUUUAAUGUAUUGCUUUCUCUCCUGUUGUAUUUCUAUAAAAGAAUGAGUAAAAAUAGCUUGUCAUUUUACCAUUAAUGUAUAAUGUAUAGCCACUGUGAAUUCACCACAACACUCACCCAACUGUUUAUCAGAACCAAACCACACUAACCUUUGAAAAGGUUAGGUUGACUCACUAUUUCAAUUUUAUAUAUCAAAAUUAUCUCAUACAAUGAAAGGAAAGCUAGAACUAACAAUGUUUGAGACUAUUUCAGCUGCUGAGUGGAUUAUAUUUUCAUUUCUUGAAGUUAUUAAUUUCUCAGGACGGUGGGGAGCUGUUGGUUUAAGAAAACAGAUUUUCUCUCAUUGACCUACUACAGUAAUAAUGCUGCUGCUCAUAUGUGAUUGGUAUCAGCAAGCCAUUUUCACCACUUCACUAUAGGCUAUACGCAGAAGCACCAUCCCCCUCAGCAGAGAAUUUAGGUUUGUAUAGUGCACAGACAAUGAGUUUAUCUUCCUUAUGGUGAUGGUGUGGAUGUUUAACCGGAUUUUCAGCUGGAUAUAUGAGAAUUCAACCGCAGACUGCAGUGAGUCUGUGCCAGCAGAAACCAGCUGAAAACCUGUCCCUAUGGCCAGAUGUCAGAAACGUACUUCUUUCAAGAGGACAAACAGAAGAAAAACUGAAAGCAAGGCUUGAGAAUGGGAGAUGUACUAAAUACCCUGGAAAUAGGUUUCGGCAGGUUGAUUAUGCAGUCCUGUGUUUGGGACUCCUCUCUGAAAUAUCCUUCUCUAACUUCUUUGCAUAUACUGUGUCAUGUUUUAAUUCUUCCCACAAUCUCAACAACUGCCUCUGUGCUUGGAAAGACAACUGCUACAGAAUAUGCACCAGGGACAGACAAAGGCAAAGUUCUUCCUGUAGUAUUUACAGCUUUUUAUCUACCUUUCACCCUCAUUGACAGUGAAGAGCCACAACCCACCUGACAGAGCCAGACAAGUUUCCCCUCACAAGUGAGACAAAGCUAUAGGGUACCCUUCUGCUGCGCUGCGACGCCAUCCACUGCUGACUGGGAGGCUGUCUUCAACAUCGUGGAUAGUUGGUUCAGACACCACAUGCUCAAAGCAGACCUAUACUGAUUUCUGAGCUCCUCUGCCUAAGACAACACCCAAGGCCCUUAAAAUCUGCCUUUUUUCUUUGUGUAUGACAUGAUUAAAACACAAUUUUCCACCACUAAUCACCACAAAUUUCUUCACGAUAGAGGCUGGAUAACCACAAAAACAGCUGUGAGAUAUUUGUAUGUCCUAUCUUCUGCUAAAGUAUCAUUAGUUUUUGGAGCAGGAUAAAUGUGAGUGGACCUAGUAUUACCUUUCAAAAGCCAUCUCAAGUGUUUUGUGGCAUUUCACAGUGUUAGUUUUAACUGAUCUGCAUAUUUUCUGCCCACAAGGGCAACCUUAGUGAUAUGUAACUCGUCCAAACCUUCCCAUCAAUUUGUCUGGAAGCUACCCUGCGCUACUAGCCCGUGUGCUGGGUGCAUACGCGCGGUGAGAUGGGCUGGCUACUUUAAAUCACCUCGCAUGUGCUGAAAGACAGGAACCCACUGAAUAUGUUCUUGUGUGAGUCUGGGGCUCUGAGCUCCUCUGUUAGCUCUAGCACAUGCUCCAAAACACCUGCUUGCACCAGGACCUCCAAAGAAAGAACGAUGGCUCUUCCUAAGCUGUUCCACAUACAUCAGGCAGAAAUUCAGUUAGUUUACUUAUGUUUUGCAAACCUGCAUAUUAAUUUAGCAGUGCAUGGUUUCACCUUGCUGUUCAAGUCCCAUCACCAUCCACUUUCACAGAAUUCCAUCUUUAUCACUACCAAAACUUUUUUCAGCAUUUUGUGGUGGCAGAAACUUUUCUGGAGGUUAUGCUGAAAUCUCUCUCUUUUUUUUUGUAACAUGCAAGUAUUUUUACAAUGAAAACCAUCACUUCUCCUAGCUCUAAUGCAGAUUUUUAACUCUGUUUUAUCUUGAACCUGAUCCUCAAGUGCUUAGUGCCUCCUAAAAUGUGCUGCAAUGUGCCUGAACUGUAACUGACACCAAAUAGAGUCAAAAGGGCAGAAACUUUGCACUUUGGACAUCAACUGCUAAACUUUGAAAAAUACUGAAUUGUUCCUUUUGCAAGAGAAAAAAGAUGCUCACAACUGACUGAAAAUGUUCUUCUCUCCAGCCUCACACAGCUCUUCAUAGCCCUUCAUCCCUCUUCUGAUAUUGUCUAAAAAGGAACAGGAAGGAUGCCUCAUUCAGGUACCUCUUCACGCCAUUUUACUAACUAGCCUCUAGUUAGCUCAGAUUAGGCAGAAUUCCCAUUUGGGUCAGUGGGAUUGUUCCUCGAGAAAGGAAUAUAAAAAUGAACCCAAUGACAGCAAUCUUUUGGGUCUGAUGGUGUAUACUGUGAAGUAUUGGGGAGGUUUUUUAGAGAGGAGGAGAAGGAAUUAUUUUUAAAAGUGGCCCAACAUACUGUUCUUUAACACUGGAAACAUGUCCUUCUGGGGGACCAUAAGGUAGCAAGACUUCUACCCUCUUUGGUCAGUGGGUGUGAGUUGAAAUGCAUAUAUAUACACAUAUAAAUAUACACACGUAAAUGUAGAUUGUCAUUUGAGAGGUUAUUGAGAAGUUCAUGUCUGUAUUGCCUUUGGUUUGGGGAAUAUGGGUCCUGAGCAACAUGCUUACUUGAUUGCCUCUCUGGUUAAUGUAAUUUUACUGAGAAGACAUGAAUGUAUAGGCUUCUGUUUGGUUUUGGGUUUUGUGGUUUUUGUGGUUUUAUUUUUAAUUAUUGUUUAGCAAUUUAAUCUAUGAAUGUGCUUGGACUUUUUUGUAUAUAUAAUAAAAAAACCCUAAAACAUAAACAGGACAUGAUUUAAGAUUCUUUCCUUUGUUUGCACCUGCCAUGUGUGAGAAACUUCCAAGCUUAGAAGAGGACAGGGAAACCAAGUUAUGAAAUAAAAUUAAUCCGUUUCCCA
This is a messenger RNA of Aquila chrysaetos chrysaetos, 4973 nucleotides long. It is a transcript of the gene P2RY8, whose product is annotated as P2Y receptor family member 8. The record is from RefSeq and is a predicted model, not a curated record. The coding region runs from base 475 to 1548 and encodes 357 amino acids. NCBI's taxonomy places the organism in Eukaryota, Metazoa, Chordata, Aves, Accipitriformes, Accipitridae. Gene Ontology annotation, cellular component: membrane. The transcript is spliced from 2 exons. Gene Ontology annotation, molecular function: G protein-coupled purinergic nucleotide receptor activity; thrombin-activated receptor activity. Gene Ontology annotation, biological process: thrombin-activated receptor signaling pathway; phospholipase C-activating G protein-coupled receptor signaling pathway; blood coagulation.